Messenger RNA from Folsomia candida, 1386 nucleotides. Its product is annotated as carboxypeptidase B. Bases 67 to 1308 code for a protein of 413 amino acids. The record is from RefSeq and is a predicted model, not a curated record. NCBI's taxonomy places the organism in Eukaryota, Metazoa, Arthropoda, Collembola, Entomobryomorpha, Isotomidae. The transcript has 9 exons. Gene Ontology annotation, biological process: proteolysis. Gene Ontology annotation, molecular function: metallocarboxypeptidase activity; zinc ion binding.
UUGGGUAAUUACGAGUGGAUUGAGCUCAUUCCUUCGGAAGUCUCGGUUACUGGAUCAUCAAGCAGGAUGAAAUUUUCCGUCGCGCUCGUCGCCGUCCUCGCGCUUGUCGCAGCCUCCCAAUCCAGGGAAACUGGGCUUAGGUCGUUCAACGGCUACCACGUGUUCACGGUUGAGGCGACCACUCAUGGUCAACUUGAACUCUUGAGGACUCUGUAUCUCGGUGGAGACUAUGACUUCUGGACGACCCCUCGCGGUCUUGGAUUCACCGAUGUGAUGGCAGCCCCUCAACAAAUCGCUGCUUUUACGUCAAUCAUGGACAAGGCUGGCAUCAAAUUCACCGUUAAGAUCGCCGAUGUUGAAACUUUGGUACGAGAGGAACGCGUCGCAAACGAGAAGGCUGGUAGCGAACGUAUCUCAUGGGACAGGUAUCCACGAUUUGCGGAGAUUGAGACUUGGUUGAACGGAUUAUCCAGCCAAUACGCCACCGUGUCCGUUAUCGGUCGCUCCUACCACGGUUUGGACAUCCACGCCGUCAAGAUCUCGACAGGAGGAGCCCCCAAGAAAUCCGUCAUCAUUGACGCUAACAUCCACGCGCGAGAAUGGAUCGCUGGAGCCACGGGGACCUGGAUUAUCAACGAGCUUAUCACCAACACCACGGCGUACAUGAACGUUCUUAACGAGAUUGAUAUCCACAUCAUCCCCAUGGUCAACCCAGACGGGUAUGAAUUCUGUCAUACUGGGGACCGACUUUGGAGAAAGACCCGCUCCGUAAAUGCCGGAUCUGCUUGCUUGGGAUGCGACCCCAACAGGAAUUUCGCCUUCAUGUUCGGGGGUGAAAUGACGUCACCAGAUCCUUGCAACAACCUCUACCACGGAUCUGCCGCCUUCUCGGAAAGCGAAACCAGGACCGUUCGAGACUACAUCGUCGCUCAGGAGGCCGCCGGUACCCGAUUCCUCGCCUACUUGACUUUCCAUUGCUACGGAUAUGACUGGCUUCUCCCAUGGGGUUACACUGCCGGCGUCUAUCCACCAGAUUAUGAUGAACAAUUGAGCUUGGGCCGUGCCGCCAUCGCUGCGCUGCAAGCCGUUCACGGAACCCGUUAUCGAACCGGACAAGGGGCUGAUCUCCUUUACGGAGUCGGUGGUGCUUCCGACGAUUGGGCGAAGGAUCACGGUAUCAAAUACACAACCACGGUCGAAAUGCGUGGCACCAGCUUUGUCCUUCCACCCGCCCAAAUUAUUCCAAAUGCUCAAGAGGUCUGGGCCGCCGUGCAAGUCUACUUCCAACGAGUUGUCGAAACCCCAUAAAUAAUUUCAAGAAAUUCUACACACUUAAGUUGUUUCUAUUAUGUGUCAAUUAUGAAAUUAAACUGCAUCAAUUAAUUC